Molecule: messenger RNA, 1633 nt
Organism: Cucumis melo (muskmelon)
Lineage: Eukaryota; Viridiplantae; Streptophyta; Magnoliopsida; Cucurbitales; Cucurbitaceae
Product: serine carboxypeptidase-like 45
Exons: 10
Coding region: 7-1434 (475 amino acids)
Biological process (GO): proteolysis
Cellular component (GO): vacuole
Molecular function (GO): serine-type carboxypeptidase activity
Source: RefSeq, a predicted model, not a curated record
AUUGCCAUGGUGGCCAUUGCCUUCUCCAUCGUGCUCGGUCCGAGGUCGUCGUUCGUCAUGGCUAAUCAAUUGGCAGAUCACGAUCGAAUCACAUCCUUACCAAACCAGCCCAUGACAACAACGAAUUUCAAGCAAUUCGGGGGCUAUGUUACCGUGAAUGAGAAGGAAGGAAGAGCUCUCUUUUAUUACUUUGUUGAAGCUGAGUCUAAGGCUUCUUCUAAGCCUCUUGUUCUUUGGUUCAAUGGAGAUACAUUGGCUGGCUGUUCAUCACUUGGAGGUGGAGCUUUGCUAGAACAUGGGCCAUUUAAAAUUAAUGGUGAAGUUUUAAUUAAAAAUCAUUAUAGUUGGAAUACAGAAGCAAAUAUGUUAUAUGUAGAGUCGCCAGCUGGAGUUGGAUUUUCAUAUUCUAAGAAUAAAUCUUUUUAUUCAAACAUAACGGAUGCUAUUUCAGUUGAAGAUAAUUUUAUGUUCCUACAACGUUGGUUGGAGAAGUUUCCUCAAUAUAAGAAAAGAGAUUUAUAUAUUGCUGGAGAAGCUUAUGCAGGACACUUUGUGCCAUUACUUGCACAGCUAAUUGUUAAUUCAAAUUUGAAGCUCAAACUCAAGGGAAUAGCUAUCGGAAAUCCUCUUCUUGACAUCCAAGUAGACGCCAAUGCCCUUUCCCAGUACUGGUGGUCGCACGCCCUCAUCUCCGACGCUGCCUUCAACCUUCUCACUUCCGUCUGCAACGCCUCUCGUCUCGUCACCGAAGGAAUCACCAAUUCCCUCUCUCGCGACUGCAUCUCCGUCGCCACUAACGUCUCCAAAGAACUCUCUCCCGCCAUUGAUUACUUCGAUGUUGCCGCCGGCGACGCCUGUCCCUCCGCCAACGCCUCGCUCUUCGGCGAUCUCAAUCGCACCGAUCCUCUCCGCUUCACUCUGCUCCAGACCUUCAUCUAUGGCCAGUCUGGACAGAAAGAUCGAGACCCUUGUGCGGGAGAUACUGUAGCAAAGUACUUGAAUCGACAUGAUGUUCAGAAAGCUCUCCAUGCGAAGCUAAUUGGAUUUUCGACAUGGAGGAUCUGCAGAUUUCGGAAAGAAUGGAAAUAUAAUUUGAGGAACAGAUUGGUGCCGACGAUUGGUGUCGUUGGCGCGCUCGUGAAGUCUAAAAUUCGAGUAUUGGUCUACAGUGGAGAUCAAGAUUCGGCUUUACCAUUUAGUGGGACUCGGACAUUGGUGAAUUCACUCGCUAACUCGAUGAAUCUUUGCCCAACUGUGCGCUACAGACCUUGGUUUUCUGACAAAAAGGUUGGAGGUUGGACUGAAGAAUAUGGUAAAUAUUUAUCUUAUGCAAUUGUGAGAGGUGCAUCUCAAAAAACAGCACAAACUCAGCCCAAGAGGUCUCUACUACUUUUCAAGUCAUUUUUGGCUGGAAAACCACUGCCAGAAGCCUGAUUAGAAACAGAAACAAACACACAAAUUUUAUGAAAUAAGAUGUAAUUUUCUUUUCUUUUUUGUGAGUUUGAACACUUAAAGCUAAUGAAUGAAACAAUUGCUUCGAUGUAAAUCUGUCCCAUCACUUCGUGUUUGUAUCAAUCGUGGUUUUAAGAGUAAAUUAUAGAGGAAAGAUGAUACACGAAUCGUUUAUGGAUUA